UCGUCGACCUAUUAAUACAAGAAAACCACCCUUGGACACGGUGGUCUAAAAACAGGAAGAUAACACAGAAGCCGAAGAUGGUAUCGACCACGAAAUCCAGCUUCCAUCAAUGUUGGAAAUCCAUGAGAAUGUCUGGCAUCGCUCACAGGAUCUUUUCUUGAGACCUAUCGCCGCAUCGAAGGACGGGAGAGGGUUGAUCAAUCGGACGAUCGGACAACGUGACGCUUUUGUGAAUUUGGAUUUUUCUCUUUGUAACUCGAGAACGUUCUUUUAGAGGGAUCUAUCGACUUCGACGGACGUGGAGUCGAAGGACUUAGAAGUUUGACAUUGUUUUUAGGCAGGACAAGUUCGUUGUUUCAUGAUUUCUACGUAAAGUGACUGAAUUUGGUUGGUUCUUUUUCCCGGAGAGUGAUAUUGAAUGAAAAGGGGAAUCGUCGAGGAGGGAUAAUCGAAGAAAGAGAAAGAAAAAAAGAUUGUCAGGAAGUGUUGCUUGUGAAAAAGUGGUGGGGAGGAGUUGAGAAAUCGACAGCUCGAGGGCACGAGGAACCAUGUUGGAAUUCUACCCUCCGCUUCCUGGUAGCUUAAACCGGCAGAGUGAGUCGGGCCCACCAACUAUGGGCUCCGCUGCACCGCCGAUUCCCUUUCGACCUACCAACGACAAUAACAACGCAGAGCCGUCAGUUUCAGUGAAAACGGAGUCCGGUUUGCUGGAGACGAUCUGCGCUGGUUGCGGCCGUACGAUAGUCGACAAGUACGUGAUGCAGGUCGCUGGGAGGAACUACCACGAGGAAUGUCUUUCGUGUGCCGCGUGUGCGACACCGCUUACGCAUUCAUGUUUCAUUCGUGAGCUAAAACUCUACUGUCGAAACGACUACGAGCGGAUCUUCGGUGUGAAGUGUGCGCGUUGCAUGGAGAAGAUCAGCUGCUCGGAUUUCGUAUUAAGGGCGCCGGGUUUGGUGUUUCACGUGGAGUGUUUCGCGUGUUGCAUGUGCGGCCAACCAUUACUUCCUGGCACCCAGUAUUUCCUCCGUCAGGGACAACCGAUCUGUCGAAGGGACUACGAGCACGAGUUGUACCUGAACAGUCCUCAAGACGAUGAUUUACUGGACGAAAAUCGGCCCCGCGAUGGUCGUCGGGGUCCCAAACGACCGCGGACGAUCCUCACGUCGGCGCAGAGGCGCCAGUUCAAAGCGGCGUUCGAGGUGUCACCGAAACCCUGUCGAAAGGUUCGAGAGGCUCUAGCAAAAGAGACGGGCCUCAGCGUGCGCGUGGUUCAAGUCUGGUUCCAGAACCAGCGGGCGAAGAUGAAGAAGUUGCAGAGGAAAGCGAAAACCGAGCCUGGAUCCGAUAAGGAGCCGAAGGAGGAACGUCGAACGGAGAGUCCUCAUAGCGAUCACAGUCAUUACUUGAACGCCAUGAACAUGCGCGACGGGGAAUCUUCUAGCUUCCCCUCAAGCACCCAACCGCUCAACCCCAAUAACCCGUACUCGCCUGACGACGCUUAUCCAGGCCACUCGGGCGAGAGUUUCUGCAGCAGCGAUCUGUCGUUGGAUGGUACGGAGGCUGGCUUCGACAUAGCCGAGAACGAGGGUGGCGGCGGCCAGGAGGGUGGCCAUCAAGCUGGCAGCCACUCCCACCACGGGCCAACGUCCCACGAGGCGCCCCCGUUGUCCCAGAGUUUACACGCGACGAUUCACAAUCCCAUAGACAAACUUUUUAUGAUGCAAAGUAGUUACUUUAGUGGUGACCACGCGUAAUCCGCGAAAACAAAAAAGGAAAAGCGGAGAAGACGAGGAAAAAAGAUGGAAAGGAAGAAAAAAUGAAACGAUGUUCUGCUCUUUUUAUCGCGACUGGUUCUCCCCUGCCUCGUCGACAUAGCUGAUCCCUGCGCGAUGUGUCCUUCUUGUUUUCUGGUUCGCUAAUCGAAGUAAACGGAGAACGCCGUACAGUAUCUGUUUCUGACAUUAUUAUUUUCUUCCUUUCGUUUACUUACUUUUUAUUUACAAUUGCUUUUUUUAAUUAUUUGUUGAACGCAUUAUUUUAUUUAUUUAUUUAUUUAAAUAUCAUCGUAAGUUUAGCUUUAUUGGCAUAUUUUAUAUAGUCAUUUUUGGUGGAUAGUAUAAUUCAACUUACGGUUAUUUAUUUAACUGUGAGUAGAAAUUUUUAUUCAUUGGAAUUUCUCAAUUCUUGUCUAGUCCUUAUUUUUCUACCUUUCUACCUUUAGGAUUGAGAAGAUUUUUCGAUUUUUAAUAGUUGGACUUUUUAAUCGUUUCUCUAUUUCUGUCUUCGGUAGGGUUUGUUAUUUUUACUUCUGUUCCUCGUUCUAUUUGUUAAAUUUCGGUUAAAUUUGUUAAUUUUCUUUUUUUCUCGACAAAUUGGAAGAAAAUACUGUACGGCAGAUUUUCCUUUAUCAUCGCUGCACGAUUAUCGUUCUCAGUGCUACCAUUUAAUUAAGAUGAUUCUCGUGGUGAGGACAUUGAAGCGUAAGGUAUAUCGCAAUUCGAUUUAAUAUUAAACGAUGAUGAUGUACCCCUCGGUUUCCGGCGAAAUUAUACAAAUUGAAAUUAUGUAAAUCUAAACAUCGACGUACGUUCGUUCCUCAUUUCUGCCUCGGCAGAUUGUUGUUAACAAACGUGAUUCGUCGAUUCCGAAUUGAGAUUUUUCUAUGUCGGCGUUUUUUUGCAAUGUGUCAAAGUAAUUCCGUUGACCCUCUCUGAAUAAAAUGAAACCAAAAGAAAACAUUCAGGCACUUAUUAAAUUAAAUCUUGAACUAUCCAAUGUUUGGAUAUUUUAAUGGAUUAAUGUUCGAGGAAUAUUAAGCAAUUAGUUGAAAUAUUCGAGAAAUUCAUAAUGAAAUUUAAGAAAAAAUUUUAACGAAUGAAUUAAUUAGUAGGAAUUAAGAUGAUAAUAAGAUUAAGUAAUGAAACUAGUCGUUAAUUGUGGAAAGAUUUCAGUACACGUAAUGAUCAAUUUCUGAAACAAAUUUUGCAAAUUAUUUGGCUGCAUUCUAUUUUAAAGAAGAAGGAAUAUAAUAAGAAAGUAAUAAAAUAUUUCUCGAUUUUUACAAAGUAGGAAGAAAAUGACAC
Messenger RNA from Bombus pyrosoma, 3086 nucleotides. It is a transcript of the gene Lmx1a, whose product is annotated as LIM/homeobox protein LMX-1.2-like. Lineage: Eukaryota; Metazoa; Arthropoda; Insecta; Hymenoptera; Apidae. The coding region runs from base 549 to 1757 and encodes 402 amino acids. Gene Ontology annotation, molecular function: DNA-binding transcription factor activity, RNA polymerase II-specific; RNA polymerase II transcription regulatory region sequence-specific DNA binding. The transcript is spliced from 5 exons. The record is from RefSeq and is a predicted model, not a curated record. Gene Ontology annotation, biological process: neuron differentiation; regulation of transcription by RNA polymerase II. Gene Ontology annotation, cellular component: nucleus.